Molecule: messenger RNA, 2424 nt
Organism: Naegleria lovaniensis
Lineage: Eukaryota; Heterolobosea; Eutetramitea; Acrasida; Naegleriidae
Exons: 3
Coding region: 1-2424 (807 amino acids)
Biological process (GO): protein phosphorylation
Molecular function (GO): protein kinase activity; ATP binding
Source: RefSeq, a predicted model, not a curated record
AUGGAUGAUACGGAUGAACAAUUACCACCUUCCUCUCCAUUCAUGGAACCCCAAACAAAGAAGAUGAAGAAAUUUGUUUCAAUGGAAAGUCCCGAAUUUUUAAAGCUUCAACCAAGUAUAUCCCAACACAAUGAAACAGCAUUCAUCUUUGCAACGGAAGAACAACAAGGUAUUUUUGAGAGCCUAAUCACUAUUGAGAGGGAUCCUUUCAUCAUCACCAAUGAACAGAUGCACGAACAAAUUGCCACUGGGUUACGAGAACAGCACAGCAUGAUAUCUAACGAAGAGCUUGACUGUGCCUGGUGGUCCUACCAGUCCGUUGUUUUUGAGAUCAAUAAGAUACUUUGUCAAAGCGAGGAUGAAGCUGUUGCUUCGAUAACUACGAGUCUCAAUAGCUUGAAACGUCAUAGAAUCCACACACCAUAUGAUUUAUUUUUGAUAUCCCAGAAAUCUCUACCUCCCAAUGCAUGGGAAUCUACAUUCAUGCGAAUGGUCAAUCAUUUGUUGGACUAUCAAUUUAAAUUUAGAAAAAACAUUAUUUUCCGAACACAAGAAGUGGUUCAACCUGUUGAGCGUUCAAAGGUGGAAGGAACAAAGUUAGAAACAAAGUUGUGUUCUGUCUCUUUUGCUCAAUUAGAGAAUGCGAUGGGAGCAUCUUCAUUGGUGUUUUUGAAAUGUGAAGGACAGAGAGCAGAGAAUUUGAAACAUAAAGACCAUUUUGAGUUAACAACAAUGGACGGUAUUGCUACGUUUACAACUUUUAUUGAGAUCAUGUGUGAGCAUGUAUAUGAAUGCAAACAACAACUAGCAAAAGAAGUUAAAGGAGAGAAGGUUUCUUCAUCUAGUACAUUACCAAUCCGAUCCAAGCCUCUUUCACUUGAAGGCACGUUAAAAAGCAUGAACAUGGGAUUUGGAAGAAAUCGUCCUGUCUACAAUCCAAUUGAAGAUGUAUUUGAUUCCAUAGAUGAAGGAGUGACAAGCCUUGUAGAGACCCUCUCUCCUCUCUUUAAGGUAAAUGUUGAGGUACAACACACAUCUGUACCCAAUGAUUGCAUCUCUGUGUUUGCUUUCAAGAAAGGUGAUCCAUUUGUUUGGAUCAAGUCACUGAGAGAACCAUCUUGCUUUGUUGGGGUGUUUUAUUGGGGUGAUGAAAACUUUUUUUUUAAAGCGUAUGCUUGCCCACUCUCCGUGAAAUCAAAUCAAGAACGUUUGUUGAGAAAAGUCCUGAAUGACCAUCGCAGUGACGACCCCAAGAGUCGAAGAGAACUCAAAAAAGAAGGGUCCAACAAUAAUUUCCAGCCUCAAAACCAAUCAGCCUCGUCUCUUGACGUUUUCAACAAAUUCGCUGAAAAUCCAAUGAACGAAGCAGCGUGUGCAGUGGAAUUGGAGCAAAUACUGUCCUUGUCCAACUUUAAAUUCAGUCCGGAGUCAAUGAGGUGUGAACGGUCGUGUGUGGGCUUUUAUGGUCAUGCAUUGUCAAGGUUUCAUAACACCUCUGUAUUCGUCAAAAUAACUGCAUUCAGAGAAGAAAAUGAGAAAGUCAUGAAGAAGAUGGUCCAUCUCCAAAUUUCCAAGUCGAUUUAUACCUUCCCAAAUGUGGUCAGAAUUUAUGAUUUUCAACAAAUUCAAUCCAAUGAAAAAUUGGUAAGGGUAGUUUAUAAUUUAAUGAAACAGCACAAUAGUGGAGAGUACGAACUGAAGAAACUUGUACGGUCCACUCAACCUAUUAGCAUUACAAUUCAAGAACAGUUAAUGUCGUUGGAUGAUGUGAUGAAUAAGAAUUCUAUUCGGGAAUGGGUUGGAAAAAAUUCCAAAUUGUUUUUUAUGAAUCUCGUGAAGCAAUGUUUCGACAUUUUGUUUCAGUUGGAUGCUUUGAAUACAGAUAUUUCUCUUGGAAAUUUAAUGAUUCGAUUUGAUCAAGAUGGAUGGAAACGAGCUGUCAACAAAGAGGAAAAGAUGGCCUGUUUCAUCCUUGUUGUUAUCGAUUUCAACUCCUCAUUGUUAUUGAGAGAACGUGACGUUAAUUCCAUUCAAUCCUCUGAAAAUAUGUAUCGAGAAGUUAUUCUCGAUCAAUCUGUGGAUUAUGUUUAUAAAUAUCCAUAUUCUGAUCCCAGUUUUGAAAUGAAAGAAGUUGAUAUUUAUUCAAUGGCUGUGGUCAUUGUGAAUUAUUUAUACCACAUUACAUAUGGAAAAUCAUUUAAAUCAAAAGUGAAAGAACAUUUAGAGUCAUGUGAACAAUAUCGAAUUGAAAUGAUAGAUUUUUUAAUCGAACUCAACCACCUGCUUGAUCCAGAUUGUGUCAAGCUCGUUGAAUUAUUGAAAUACAUGUUGGGAACAACUGAAGAAAGGCCAUCAUUGGAAAAUAUUAAGGCCACGCUUCAAAAGAUGGAAUUCCUUGGUUUUAACAACUUCGAAACACCAUGA